This is a messenger RNA of Necator americanus (New World hookworm), 414 nucleotides long. RefSeq lists its product as uncharacterized. Gene Ontology annotation, molecular function: single-stranded DNA endonuclease activity; DNA topoisomerase binding; histone H3K36 methyltransferase activity. The transcript has 2 exons. NCBI's taxonomy places the organism in Eukaryota, Metazoa, Nematoda, Chromadorea, Rhabditida, Ancylostomatidae. The record is from RefSeq and is a predicted model, not a curated record. The coding region runs from base 1 to 414 and encodes 137 amino acids. Gene Ontology annotation, biological process: mitotic DNA integrity checkpoint signaling; replication fork processing; DNA double-strand break processing. Gene Ontology annotation, cellular component: site of double-strand break; nucleus; condensed chromosome.
AUGAGGAAAUCACUAGAUGACAAAAGCCAAAAGAAGAAAUACCAAGCAGUAGAAGAAGAAGCAAAUUUACUAAAAUCUGAUGUGAUUUCGCGAAGUCAAUGCCACAAAUGGUUUCAACGCUUUGAAAAUGGAAAUGAGAGCUUAGAAGACGAAGAACACCGACGUCGUCCUCAAGUUGUAGACGACGAAUUACUGAAGAAGGCGAUCGAGUCUGAUCCGACACAAACUACAAGAAAACUUGCCCAGGGAUUCGGAUGUUCGAAUUCGACAAUUGACGAACAUUUACAUACAAUCGGGAAGACAAAUCGGUGCGGCAAAUGGGUUCCUCAUAAGCUGAGUGAUGAAAAUAAAGCUAUCCGUAAAUCGAAAAAUCGAAGAGUUGGGCUGGACAGUUUUGCCGCAUCCGCCGUAUAG